Messenger RNA from Chenopodium quinoa (quinoa), 1690 nucleotides. RefSeq lists its product as uncharacterized. The transcript has 8 exons. The record is from RefSeq and is a predicted model, not a curated record. Bases 109 to 1548 code for a protein of 479 amino acids. Gene Ontology annotation, molecular function: kinase activity; ATP binding. Lineage: Eukaryota; Viridiplantae; Streptophyta; Magnoliopsida; Caryophyllales; Amaranthaceae.
AAGAAGAAGAAGAAGAAGAAGAAGAAGAAGAAGAAGAAGAAGAAGAAGAAGAAGAAGAAGAAGAAGAAGAAGAAGAAGAGGAAAAAGGAGGUUAGUUUGGUAAUUUACAUGGAUCAAAAGCUAGUUCCACAGUUGCAUAAAGCUGAGUCAAGUAGCAGACAUGGAAGGCUUGAGAGAUUCUCCCAUUAUGUUGCAAGACAAAUUGGGUUUGAUGAUCCAAACGAGUGCCCUCAAUUGUGCAAGUUGGCAUAUGACUAUUUGAAGAAAACAGAAGGAAGUGAAAGUUUUAUCUAUGAAUUCUUCUCCAAAGAACCAGAUGCUGAAUCUCUUUAUGUCAAAUUAAUUGAAGAAUUUGAUAAAUGCAUUCUUAGUUAUUUUUCUUUUCAUUGGAGCCAAACACCUUCCAUGAUCAGUCAGGUCUUGGGAAAUAGUGAUCAUGAGAAGAAAAGGUUCAAAGACCUUGUGAUGGCAGCUACAAGAAAACAAAGAUUCGAUAGGGUGAUACAUAGUUUGAAGGUGACACGAGUGUUCGCAACGUUAGUUGAGGAGAUGAAGGCGAUAGGUGGGAUAUCUAACGGCACCAAUGGAGAAUCGUGUACGGAGGUGAUGGUGCCGGUGGCUCACAACAAGAGAAGUCCGGUACUCCUACUCAUGGGUGGUGGAAUGGGUGCCGGGAAGAGCACUGUCCUCAAAGACAUCCUUCAAGAGCCAUUUUGGUCAGGUGUUGGGGCAAAUGCGGUAAUAGUGGAAGCAGAUGCUUUCAAAGAGACAGAUGUCAUUUACAGAGCCCUUAGUUCUAGUGGUCAUCAUGGUGAUAUGCUUCAAACUGCUGAAUUGGUACAUCAAUCAUCAACUGAUGCAGCACAAUCGUUGCUAGUAACAGCCUUAAAUGAAGGGAGGGAUGUGAUAAUGGACGGGACAUUAGCAUGGAUGCCCUUUGUGGAGCAAACAAUAGAAAUGGCUCGUAACGUUCACAAGUUUAGGUAUCGAAUGGGACUUGGUUACAAGGAAGCAGAAGAUGGCACCACUAUAGAGAAUUAUUGGGAGCAAGUGGAAGAUGAUGGUGCACAUUCAAAACAAGUAAAGGGACGGAAGCCCUAUAGAAUUGAGCUUGUUGGUGUUGUUUGUGAUGCUUAUCUUGCGGUUGUAAGAGGCAUCAGGAGAGCAAUAAUGGUUGGAAGGGCAGUGAGGGUACAGUCACAGCUAAAGUCUCACAAGAGAUUUGCAAGUGCUUUUCCAAACUAUUGUGAGCUUGUUGACAAUGCUAGGCUUUAUUGCACCAACGCCGUAUGUGGUCCACCCAGGUUGAUAGGAUGGAAAGAUGGACACAGCAGACUAUUAGUGGAUGUGGAAGAAAUCAAUUGUCUGAACAUAUUGGGUAGCCUCAAUGACGAAGCUGAGUCCAUUUACGAACUUCACACGGACCAAAGCCCACUUUCUCAUGAGGGCUCAGCCUGGAAAGAAAUGAUUUUAUCACCUUUAAGGCCCAACAUUCAGAAGGACCUAAAGACUGCCAUUAUCAACUGUGAAAUUGCUGUAGCCACCUAAUUUUUUCAUGAUUCUACUUUAUUCUUCUUUUGUUAUCCUUCCCCCAUUUCAAACUUUAUUGGGUAACCAGGGUUACAAAAUUUGAAAUUAUGAUCUUUACCAAGUGAGGAUUUAUUUGACGCAAAAUUCAAAAUUUCCCUAA